Nematostella vectensis (starlet sea anemone) is the source of this 794-nucleotide messenger RNA. RefSeq lists its product as uncharacterized. The transcript has 5 exons. The record is from RefSeq and is a predicted model, not a curated record. NCBI's taxonomy places the organism in Eukaryota, Metazoa, Cnidaria, Anthozoa, Actiniaria, Edwardsiidae. Bases 59 to 589 code for a protein of 176 amino acids.
CACAGCCUCUGCACCCAUUUGAACGAGGCGCACCCAAGAGAGUGUUCCCUGAGCCAAGAUGUCGCACAAGAUACUGCUACUGUUCCUGCUCGGCUUCGUGGCCUUAGCACUAUCAGCUCCUGCUACCACCGAAGAGGAGCUCAGCCCUGCCGCCCAAGACGAGACCAAGGACGAGCCCCUCCAGGAGGAUGAUGGUGAGGAAGAUGAAGAGACCCAAGAGGAGCCCGAGGACGAUUCAGAAGGUGGAACCGAAAACGAUGAGAACCCAGGAGAAGCAGAAAACGAGGUAGCUGAAGUGGAGAAAGACGAGAAUGUUCCUGAGAAAAGACAUCAUCUCUAUCGUCGCUGCCAUCGCGUGUGUCGUCGCUCCAGAUAUUGCAAAUCGUAUUUUGGAAAGCACAAGUUUUACUAUAAGUACCACUGCUACCAGAAGUGUUUUUGCAAAGUUAAAUACUACCACUGCCGUUACCGUCGCCGCUGCGUCUGGAGGUACAAAUACUACCACGGAAAGCCCCGCCGUUACCGCCACUGCUACCGAUACUGCUAUCGUCGAAUUCUUAAGUACAGAAAGGUCCCUUGCCGGGGAUAGAUUUCACACUGGUUGCCAUGGAAACGAUUGGAACACAAAGAACGGAACACAAGGACUGAACACCGGACCUGACAGCGAAAAUUUUGUUGAUUUUUUUUACUCUAAAACCGACAUGAUUUUUAAUUUCUAUAUAAUUGUAAGAUUUUUAUAAGUGUAAAAAUAAGUUUGUAAGGGACGAGCAAUGAAAUAAAACAUGAACAUUCAA